Molecule: messenger RNA, 2457 nt
Organism: Mesorhabditis belari
Lineage: Eukaryota; Metazoa; Nematoda; Chromadorea; Rhabditida; Rhabditidae
Source: the annotation of a GenBank genome assembly
AUGUCUUGGAAUUCUUUUCGCGGAAAGUAUCAAAACUCUUUCGUUCCACCAGCGCAGGGCAGUAAUAGAAGUUCUUCAGAUUCUCGUGGUGAAAGACAAGUUUCUCAUGGACCCGCCAUGAACUCCGUACCUCCACCCGUGCAAUUGACAAUGGCAAAUGCGACGGCUCGUGUUGGAAUGAGCCAAUAUCAACGAGAACAAGAAAAGAAAAAAGAAGAGGACUAUCUAAAUAUGGUCUACAAAACAGGCGAUGAUAGGAAGAAAAAGCCAAAAGAGAAACGAACCAAACACUUUGAAGAAGAGUAUCUGGAAAAAGAAGACGAAGAAGAAUGUUCGAUGUUUUAUGAGCAAAAGAAGGCUGAAAAAGAACUUGAUGAUUUAUCGGGCAGUCAAUCAAAUGCAAAAGAGGAAGAUGACGAAGAAGAUGAUUUGGACGCAUUCAUGGCCAACGUUGAAGCUCAAGCUGCAGCCGAUAAGAAACAAAGUGAGAAAAAGGAGUUGUUACGAGCUGUGGGAAAAGAUGAGUCUAAAACAAAAGAAACCCUGGGGCGCAUCGAUUUGGACGAAGAUGACAUGCAGGAAAGUAUGAUGAAGUAUCUUGUCGACUACAAAGAGAAACAAGCGAAAGAAGACGAAGUACACGAAUAUGACGAAGAUGGCAAAAUAAUUUAUACUUGGAAAAAAGUUAUCGACCCUUUACCUGAGCUAGAUCACUCAACCGUCACUUACAAGCCCUUUCGCAAAGACUUUUACCAGGAGCACAAGGAUAUUUCCGAUUUGAAUUACAUCGAAGUUGUAAGAUUGCGCGAAAAGCUCAAUAUUCAGGUCGGUGGUGGCAGUCCACCAAAGCCUGUAUGCAGUUUCGCACACUUUGGCUUUGAUAAAAGACUAAUUGAAGCGAUUCGAAAGUCUGAAUAUGAACAACCGACUCCUAUCCAAGCACAGGCUAUCCCCGCAAUCCUUGCUGGAAGAGAUGUACUUGGAAUUGCAAAAACUGGAAGUGGUAAAACCGCUGCUUAUUUAUGGCCUGCAAUCGUUCAUAUUAUGGAUCAACCAGAUCUUAAACCUGGAGAUGGUCCAAUCGCCGUCAUUGUGGUUCCAACCCGAGAGCUUGCCAUACAAGUUUAUCAAGAAGCAAAGCGUUUUUGUAAAAUGUUCAAUAUCAACGUCAUUUGUGCCUAUGGUGGUGGAAGUAAAUGGGAACAACAAAAUGAACUGCAAAAAGAAGGCGCUGAAAUUGUGGUUUGCACUCCUGGCCGAAUCAUUGAUCUUAUCAAAAUUAAAGCAACAAACUUUACAAGAGUUAGCUUUUUGGUUUUUGAUGAAGCUGAUCGAAUGUUUGAUUUGGGAUUUGAGCCUCAGGUUAUGUCAAUUUCCAAGAACAUUCGACCAGAUAGACAAUGUCUGAUGUUUAGUGCUACUUUUCAACCAAAAGUCGAGCGCUUGGCUAAGGAGUCAUUGUGUAACCCUGUUAGAAUAGUUCACGGCCAAGUCGGAGAAGCCAAUGAAGAUAUUACACAAAUUGUUCAUGUGAUGCCGAGUCCGGAUGCUAAAUGGAAUUGGCUGUGCAAAAACCUGGUACAAUUUUGUUCUGAUGGUAAAGUGCUAAUUUUUGUGACAAGGAAGGUGGAUUCAGAAGAUGUAGCUGCAAGACUCAAGGCUCGAGAUUUCAAAUUAGAAUUGUUGCACGGAGACAUGCUACAGCAUGAAAGAAAUGAACACCUGUCUUCUUUUCGAAAGACCUGCAAAAUUUUGGUGGCUACCGAUGUUGCAGCUCGUGGUCUUGAUAUCCCAGAGAUUCGCACAGUAAUCAACUACGAUGUUGCAAGAGAUAUUGAUACCCACGUGCAUCGAGUUGGUAGAACGGGUCGUGCCGGACAAAAGGGAACUGCAUACACACUCAUUUGUGAACCUGAUAAAGAAUUUGCUUGUGAAUUGGUGAAGAACUUGGAAAGUAUAAACCAACAGGUAUCCAAUGAUCUUCUCGAAUUGGCCUUCAAGGUUGCUUGGUUUAAAGCGCAAUAUACACCAAAAGGAAACAUCGCUCACGGACAAAUGGGAAAAUCUGGACUUGGCUUUGCGACAACUUCUUAUGGUGGUGCAAUGGGUAGUUCAAGAAAAGAAGUGGAUCCUCUCAACUCCUAUAUUCCCACCUCUCGCCCAUCAUUUAUACAAGCCGAAGCUAGCACGUCGAGUGUCAGCAAUUCUGGUGCUCCGUCGGGACCUGCUGCGCAAAUGCAAAGUAGCCGUGUUUCGGCGAUGAAAAAUGCCUUCAAGAGUUCUUUUGCCCAAAAAUUUCAUCGUGCACAGCUGCCCGAAUCAGGUUUACCUGAAGUGAAAAAGUCCGACCCAAGGCCUGAAUGGAAGCGGAAAAUUGAUGAGAUUAAUUCAAAAAUUGCCAGUGGAGAAAUCAGUCAAAGCUCGGAAACAUCAUCAAAUAAAAAAAGUCGUUGGGGC